This is a messenger RNA of Patiria miniata (bat star), 825 nucleotides long. Its product is annotated as putative DMBT1-like protein. The transcript is spliced from 5 exons. The record is from RefSeq and is a predicted model, not a curated record. NCBI's taxonomy places the organism in Eukaryota, Metazoa, Echinodermata, Asteroidea, Valvatida, Asterinidae. The annotation marks the transcript as partial. Gene Ontology annotation, cellular component: membrane.
AUGGCGAAGAUGAAUCCAACUGUUACGACUAUACCACUGAGCCAUCCAACUCCGGCUGCAGUUCAAAUGAGAAACACCGUUGCUCCCACUGUAGACGUCAAUCCACCCUCCUCCGUGUUAAGAUUAGUGAAUGGCAGCACCAUCUAUGAAGGCAGAGUAGAGGUGUUUGUCAACGGUUCCUGGGGAACGGCUUGCAGCCAUUCCUGGGACAUGAACGAGGCCCAAGUCAUCUGCAGACAGCUUGGAUAUGGACCAGCCAUUAAUGCCCCGGGUUACGCUACCUAUGGCCCUGGUGUUGGUCCUAUUCACCUUGUACAUGUGCACUGCAACGGUUCGGAAAGCUCAAUACUUGACUGCACAUCUUAUUACUCUGAACACUGCUCUCACAGUGAAGAUGCCGGUGUUGAAUGCUCAGCUCCAGUUCGUCUCGUGAAUGGAAGCUCUUCUAACGAGGGUCAAGUUGAGGUCUUCUACCAAGGCGAGUGGGGUACAGUCUGCGAUGAUGGAUGGGACCUUAAUAAUGCUGAUGUCGUCUGUCGCAUGCUUGGUUACCCUUCUGCAUCCAACGCUUGGAGCGGCGCUCACUUCGGUCAAGGAUCAGGUCCGAUCAUGCUAGACAAUGUUAACUGCCAAGGAUAUGAAUCUAGCAUAGCUGAAUGCAAUCAUGCUGGCUGGUUUAGCCAUAACUGUGGGCAUAAUGAGGACGCAGGAGUUACUUGUAACAGUGACUCUACCACUGAACCACCCUACUCCGGCUGCAGUUCAUAUGAGUGGCAAUGCUACUACAACGGUCAAUGUAUUCAAGACUACCAAAGAUGCAACGGU